GUAGCGUCGAGCCACGUUCGAGUCAGUUGGCCGACAUGAGCCGCGCGCGUCGAGUCGCCUCGGACGCUCCUUCUCUGCCUCCUCGACUGGGGUAGUUUCCAAGGCACAGUGUCACGUCGCUAACGCUGCCAGUGUACAUCAUCAGUGUUCAUUAAUUCUUGCUGCUACACCAAUGACUCGCUGAUUAACAGGCAGAAAUCAUUUUAUUUAAAAAAUUGUUAAACUCGUGACAAAGAAUGAAGGAAGUUUGAGAAUCUCUGAAUAUGAAAGUAGCGAGUGCCUAAAGAAGCAAUAGCUCUUAUCCGAUUCUCCUUCUUGACCCUUACGACGAACUAAUGAGUACACGAUAAGCAGUGUCAGAGUGCAGUGUCAACAAAAUGCGAGCCAAUUAACGGAUACCAAAACAAGUUAUUUUCCAGUGCGCGUGCUACAUGUUCGUCGAGGCACGAGCUGCUCUCCCAGGAGAUUCGUCAAAGUGGGUCGUCGAGUGCGAGUGCAGUGCGGGGACGGUUGUCUGUGCUCAGUGUGCCUAACCCCGCGUGUGUGCAACAGUCGGAAGACCACCUGCAGUUUGCUGCGUGCAGUGCCUGUUUAUUCUGUAAGAUGGACGAGUGAAUAGAGACGGGAGUCCCGAUCGCAUCCGGACGCGAUGAAGCCACGACGAUCGUGGGUCCUGGUGCUGCUGCUGCUCUUCUGCGCCUUCCUCGAGGAAGCGCGUCCCUUCACCUCGGACGAAGAGGCCGACGAUGCUGCCGAAGACGAGGAAUCCUACCUCCUGGAGGAGGACGACAUGCCCUCCGCUACGAUAGUCAGCGACACGGAAUUCAUCUCGGAAGGCGGCGGCUACCUGCCCGUCUUCCUCACCGAGCCCGUCGACUCCUUCGUCGUCAAGGGCAAACCGGCAAUCUUGCGCUGCAAGGCGUCCCACGCUCUCCUGAUAUAUUUCAAGUGCAACGGCGCGAGGGUCGAGGGCACGCAACAGCAGGACUUUGUCGACCCACAUACCGGAACGAGGAUCGUCGAGUGCGAACUGAACGUGACGAGGAACGAGAUCGAAGAGUACUUUGGCAAGGACAAAUUCAAAUGCGAGUGCUACGCGUGGUCGGGCUCCGGACAGAUAAAGAGCCAGCCGGCUUCCGUGGACGAUGCCUAUUUGAGGAAGCAGUUCGAGUCGCCGCCAUAUUCGAUGUCCGUCGAAGCAGGCCAGAGUGCCGAAUUGAGGUGCCUGCCGCCCGUGGGGGUCCCACCGCCCAGAGUCUACUGGCUGCGGAAUGGCGCACCCUUGGACGUGGAUACCGACACCCUCCUGGUUUCCAGCGAGGGACAUCUUCUCCUAGGACAAGCCAAACUCACCCACCAGGCCAACUACACUUGCGUGGCCGAGAACAUCGCGGCUAAGCGGCUGAGCGAACCAGCCAGUCUUACGGUCUACGUUAACGGAGGCUGGUCUUCCUGGUCUUCCUGGUCCGCUUGGUCGGAGUGUCACUCGCGUUGCGCGAAGGCCGGUCAGAAGCGAACCAGAACUUGCACGAAUCCACCGCCGAUAAAUGGCGGCCAGCCGUGCUUGGGACCGGCUAUGCACAAGAUGGACUGCAACGCCGGGUGUCCAGUGGGAGCCCUCGAGGAGUUCUCCAAUACUCUGGUCGUCGACGGGGGUUGGUCCAGAUGGUCAACCUGGUCUGUCUGCGGGACCGACUGCACUCACACGAAGAGAAGGUCUUGCGACGAACCUGCCCCGAGUCACGGGGGUCGCACUUGCCCGGGCAGAGACUUCGCCGUAGCAAACUGCACCGGAGGGAUGUGCAAUGUAGGUAGCGCCAAGAUGGGAGGUGCUCAGCUGACGGAGGAAGCGAAUCGGCAGAUGGACGUGGCCCUCUACAUCGGAUUGACGGUGGCUUGCGUCGUCAUCGGCGGGCUGGCGUUCUUCCUCGCCAGGUUGCUCAGGCGCAAGGGACGCGACCACUCCCUCUACUCGAUGGCUCGAAACGAGUUCCAGCCGGAAUUCUUUCCCGACCAGGACAAAAAGUUGAGCCUGCAGCCGGAUGUGACGGCCACCAGCGUGCCGGCCUGCUACGAGUAUCCCUUCGAUCCGAAACUCUCGAUGUCCCGGUCCCUCUCGGAGCACCAUUAUGACGUUCCGCAUCUCUCGAUUGGUCCAGCGCAACCCUCUCCCAUGUCUCCCACCCCGAGCACGUCCACUCAAGAAUCCUGCAGCGAGAAGCAGAUCCAUUCCGACAGUGAGAAUAGCGUGGUUAGCGGCUCCUCCUAUCCCAGCUCCGACUCGACGUACAACGUCGCGUCGGAGAGCGUCCGGUUGCCAAAACUCGAGAGUGGGAACGUCGCUCGGGCGGCGGUGAACGCGCGCGGUGCGCUUCUCGUUCUCCCGGACGCCGGGAUCUCCAUGUCCGUUCCCGAGGGCGCGGUGCCGAAGCCGCUGAGGGAGGAACUCUACCUGGCUGUCCUGGACGAGGAUCGCUUCAGGCCCCGAUUGCCCGAUGGCAUCACGCAGCUCUCGGCAGUUGUCACGUGCGGACCUUCUUCGGCAUCCUUCAACAAGCCAGUCAUCCUGCAAUUCGAACACUGCGCCAUGCUGCAUCCCGGCGCCUGGGAACUGAGCGUCUGGGCCUCCGAUAUCGAGGACUCGGAGGCUGACGGGAAUCCUUCUGGCAAGGAGCAGCUCGUCUGCUGGACCCGCGUCCUGACGCUGGGCAGCGAAACGAUAAACACGCCACUCUUCACGCAGCUCGAUCACGCGGAGGCCUUCAUCGUGACCGAGCAGCUUCGCGGCUACGUCCUGGCCGGACAGAGCUGCGAGAACUCGAUGGCGACGAAACGCUUGAAGCUCGCGAUAUUCGCCAGUCAUCCUGGCCAGUGCUGCGGAUGCGUGCGGGUCUACGCCGUCGAGGACACGAAGGCUGCGACCAAGGUGAUCGUCGACAGGGAAUCUCUGAUCCGAGGGUACCUGCUGGACAAGCCGAGAACACUGCUCUACCAGGACAACGGGGAGCCUCUUCGUAUAAGUCUGGAGGAAGUCGGGAACGAGUGGCAAAGUAAAUCUCCCAGCGAGCACCAGGAGAUGUCGUUCCGCGACGUCUGGAACUCCCAGGGAAACGCUCGUCACGUGAGCUUCGCUCUGGACACUGGAUUCGGUCCAUCCAGUACUCGGAGCUACAAGCUGCAGAUCUGCCAGGGCACCUCGGACACUCGUCAGGUCUUUCGGAUCGUCUACGACGGUGCGAAGCAGCUCGUAUCUUCCGGAAGCGUGACGCGACCCCUCAGGGAAGUGACCGUAGUGAGCAGCGGCCACGCGAACAACGUUACCACGGAUUCAGCGACUCUACGUCCAUUCAGAUUCACGAGGUCUCUCAGGAAGCAACUUUGCCAGUGCCUCGACCCGCCGAAUGCUCUCGGAAACGACUGGAGAAUGCUAGCACAGAGGCUCCAGGUUGACAGGUACAUAAACUACUUUGCAACUAAAGCCAGCCCCACCGAGCAUAUUCUCGAUCUCUGGGAGGCAAGGCAUCGGGAACCCACCGCCGUCACGGAUCUCCUGAAUCAUCUGCGAGUGAUGGGGAGGACGGAUGCUGCGACCAUCCUGGAGGCUCAACUGGGUCCCUGGCUGUGAAUAAUCCCGACGACUCUGUGAGUGUGUUUUCGCGUUAUGGGGGAAUCAAGGGAAGAAUCAAAGAUACGGGAGAGGAACAGUAUAAAAGUGAAACACUGCCUUAACUGUGCGCGAUGCGAUACGAUGAGAUACGACGAGACGCGACGGGAGGCGACGGGAGGCGACGGGAGGCGACGGGAGGCGCGUGUCGCACCUCCUUCUGUAUAUAGUUCUAGAGUUGGCAUAAAGAGUAAAAAAAAAAGUAUAAAGCAAAAAGUAUAAAAAUAAAGAGUAAAGUAAGUGGGAGUGUAAUCGCAAAGGGACGACCAGAGAGUCGGAGCGAGUCCAGCCUAUCGAUUCUUCGGUCGUCCUUUGGCUCGAACACGACGCAGCAUCAGAUAGAAUCGUAGGGAGAAUCAAAAGAACACGGGAGAAGAUUACAAUGCGGUUGUGUCUUGUGUGCAUGUGACUGGCAAGUAUUGCGGAUGCAUUAGCGAGCAUGUAUAUAGAUACGCCAUUCACAAAAUUACAUAUAGAGAAAGAAAGAAUGAGAGGCACACAUAGAAAAAAAAAAAAAAAAAAAAACAGUUAGAAGGACAUGUGGAUGUAUAGAUAUACAUAUAUGGAUAUAUGAAUACAUGGAUACAUGAGUAUAAAUAUAUAUUUAUAUACUGAGCUACGCAAGUCUCUAACGCACCGCGCACAUUUGACAGCCGCGACGCGAUCGCUUCGGUCCAGCAUCGUUCGACUCUCGUCGAGCAGCCUGAGUGGAUUGAACUUCUUGAAUGCCCAACUGAAAAUGUUGGCGAGAGGUGCUGUCAUGAUGCGUCAGCGCCCUGACACCUGUCAAAUUUCUCGGAUGCGUUCGGACGCGAUGGUUCUGUAUAGAUAAAGGCAAGAUGUUAUUUACCAGAAAACGAAGAAUCGAAAAAAAUGAAGCAUUGUAAGAGCGAAUUCUCGAUUUGUUAUGGAAACGUGAGAUAUUAUUGGUUUUAAGAAUCGUGCCAAAAUUAUUCGUUCAGUUGCUCGUUCUUUCAACAGCCGGAGGUAUUUUACAUUUCCAAUGUUUAGAUUAAUUCCUUUUCUACAUUGACAAUACGCGGUUAACAUUCGUACGUGGUCGAAUGCGUUUUAGGAGUUUAUACCAUUUGGUAAUGUCAUUGCAUAUGUACCAUAUUAAUUUAAACGACACAGUUUAUUUAGAAGAUUGUAUAUUUGUUACUUUCGACGAAUAAAAUAUUCUUGUAUACCUA
Messenger RNA from Cephus cinctus (wheat stem sawfly), 4857 nucleotides. Its product is annotated as netrin receptor UNC5C. The record is from RefSeq and is a predicted model, not a curated record. Gene Ontology annotation, biological process: netrin-activated signaling pathway; motor neuron axon guidance. Lineage: Eukaryota; Metazoa; Arthropoda; Insecta; Hymenoptera; Cephidae. Gene Ontology annotation, molecular function: netrin receptor activity; protein binding. Gene Ontology annotation, cellular component: membrane. Bases 650 to 3625 code for a protein of 991 amino acids. The transcript has 12 exons.